AUGCAAACCACCACCCUUCUGCUCACUACGCUCUUCGCGCUUCCCUACGUCACUGCCCUCGCGGUUCCCGUUGCCAAUACUGGCGCUCAACUCGGAAUCCGCGCUGCCGAGCCCAAGGCUCUCCCCGUGCCCGACACUAACCCCGUCACCAUCGUUGAUGUCGACGCUGACACAGACGCCGAUACCGACGGUAAGAAGGAUAAGCCCAAGCCUAAGUUGUCUCCCAAGAAGGGCAAAGGCAGAGGAAAGGGCAAGCUUCCUCCUAAAGGGAAGGGGAAGAAGACUCUUACUCCGCCUCUGCCGAAGAGGGGGAAAGAUGAGAAACUGGAGAAUGUGGAGUUAACUAGGGCUGAGCAUGCUGAGUGA
This is a messenger RNA of Thermochaetoides thermophila DSM 1495, 366 nucleotides long. RefSeq lists its product as uncharacterized. The coding region runs from base 1 to 366 and encodes 121 amino acids. The record is from RefSeq and is a predicted model, not a curated record. The transcript has a single exon. Lineage: Eukaryota; Fungi; Ascomycota; Sordariomycetes; Sordariales; Chaetomiaceae.